AUGCUCUACAGGACCGGCGGCCAGGGAUCAAUGCGCUAUUUCUUCCUUCAUGGGAGCCACGAGAAAGCUUUAUGCCCAGACCAAGUGGUAGUGGAUGCAAACGUCGCUGUCCUGAGCCAGCAAGGCGAUCCGAUAUUCGGUAGCACUGAUGAGAAUAGCACCUCGCGAUAUCGGUUCAUCAACGGAGUUUGCACGCAUGUCAACGGGCAGGACGAUGUAUCCACUCCCGCAAGCCAAUUUGUCGAAACACUUUUGAAGAAUGUUAGCAUACCCACACUGAUCGUGGCUGAAGUUCCAAUUGAUGAAUCUGAAAUAUCUCCCUAUGUACAAGAUCGUUAUGUAUACAUAGCACUAUUGGUGACCGGAAGAAGUGACCUCGGGCUAUGCCGUGCCGACGACCAUCUCUAUCUACACAAGAUGAUGCGUGUCUUCGUCCCCCAUUUCGUUCAGUCAAUGUCCCGCAAAAGCAGCGAUUACCUACCCGGUGAUGCGAAAAACCUAUGCAGGGAGGUGGCAGAACGGAUGGAUUACUCGGGAAAUACUGAAUUCUCUGAGUUCCUACAACUAUACCACAAGCGAUAUUGCGGCAGGCCCGGGAUGGGACAGAGGGAGAUGCUGGAGUCGUGUCUUCUGCAUAGUCUGAAGAUGCCGUUCGAGUUGACGGCUUCUAUUCGACAGGGCUUGGUACGGCUCUAA
This is a messenger RNA of Aspergillus ruber CBS 135680, 696 nucleotides long. RefSeq lists its product as uncharacterized. Bases 1 to 696 code for a protein of 231 amino acids. The transcript has 4 exons. The record is from RefSeq and is a predicted model, not a curated record. Lineage: Eukaryota; Fungi; Ascomycota; Eurotiomycetes; Eurotiales; Aspergillaceae.